Messenger RNA from Mucor velutinosus, 1764 nucleotides. RefSeq lists its product as uncharacterized. The record is from RefSeq and is a predicted model, not a curated record. Gene Ontology annotation, cellular component: snRNA-activating protein complex. Gene Ontology annotation, molecular function: RNA polymerase II cis-regulatory region sequence-specific DNA binding; RNA polymerase III type 3 promoter sequence-specific DNA binding. Bases 1 to 1764 code for a protein of 587 amino acids. The transcript has 5 exons. NCBI's taxonomy places the organism in Eukaryota, Fungi, Mucoromycota, Mucoromycetes, Mucorales, Mucoraceae. Gene Ontology annotation, biological process: snRNA transcription by RNA polymerase II; snRNA transcription by RNA polymerase III.
AUGCAAGCAGAUACAAUAUCUAGGUUACAACACACGUCUGCCUCAUCAUCAUCGUCUGUUAAAACUCCUUCCCCAUUGAAGGGUGUGCAAUUACCGACAUCUGGCACCACGCAACCUCAAAAGCAGAGUACAACAAACAAUUUGGGACAGCUAGAUAACAUUUUCCAGUCUGUUAGGAAGCAGAUUGAUCAAUGGGGCGAAAAUGCCAAGUGGAAAAUUGAUUUGGUCUUAUUGGAUAGCCCGCAAUCACAAUCACAAGCAGCACCAGCAGCACCAGCAGCACAGCAGCCAGCACAGCAACAACCAUCAUCAUCGAGCCUACAUCCUUUGUUGUCUCCGCAGCAUCUGCAUCCUAAUGCGAUCACAACUCCGUUGGAUAAUGAAUCGACAUCUUAUGCAUUGCCUGUGACAUCUACCAUUCAGUAUCCUUGGGAUUUUGUUGCUCCAAAUGCAGGCAAAGAUGAGUGGAAACAAGAUGUCGACAAUCUAGAACUCAAGCUUCGUGAAUUGAUUGAACGUCAACACUAUCUUGAGAGCAUCAUUUGGUCGCAAUCAGAGCAGAUCAAGCACAGCUCUAGGAUACCAGACAAGGACAAUGCAAUCAACACGAUGAAAAACAUAUUCUUGAUGUCUCAAAAUGAACAAAAAGUGCAUCACAUGAUGGAAGCCAACAUGCUACACAAAGACAUUGAAACACUGUCCAAAAAGCUAAAGAAAAUCACUCAUAUUCUGGAGAAGAUUGAACAGAUGGAGCCCGCUGCAGAGGAGCAAGCACUAAGCAAGGAAGAAUUGCUGCAAGACCGUGCGCUGCUGAAGCGAAAGCUGUAUCUAUCCGAUUUGAGGCUAUCAGCGCGAGAUGCAGAGAUUGACUAUUUACAUGAACUCAUCGAGACAAUAAAGUCGAAUCAACAGCAACAGCGCGAGCAACAUCACAGCCACCAUACACACAAGAAGCUACGCAAAGGGCCACCUUACCUGUUCCAACAGCAGUACUCUCCUCGCAGCGAUAUACGUUCCAACGAGCCACAUCCUCUGAGCGGCUUGGACAGUUUAGGCAUUGUUGCUGAUCAAAUGCUGAGUGAUCCUGAAUUUGAAGGCUCUACCCAUUCGUCACACUACACCAACGAAAAGCGAUUGAGAUCAAGAUUGGAUGAUCGCAGAUCACAACGGUCCAUUGAUUCAGCAGCGACACUAUUAGCCAUGCCACAGCUGAUGGUGCCACAGCAUCGUAUGACAAGAGAUGAUUCAAACUCUAUUUCCUCCUCUCCUCCUUUAUCUCCAGAGAGACCAUUGCACCCACAACCACCACAAAAGCCAAACUACGAUCAUAUUCCCAAGAAGCCUCGAUCGACAUACACGCGAUGGACAGAGGCAGAAGACAGAUUACUGCGAGCAGCGGUCAAAAAGUACGGACAUAGUAAUUGGGAGGCAUGUUCAAAAGACGUACUAGGCAGAAGCAACAUUCAGUGUCGUAAUCGAUGGAUACGUCAUUUGGAACAUAAGCCUGUGCCCAUAGAGGAAGUAAAGGAGGAACAGCAUGUCAGUACGAGCACGCCACCAAAGAAUGCUCGUCAGUCACCCUCCAUUGCUGCGUUGCUGAACAAUGACAAUGAAGAUGGCGGCUACCAUUACUCACCAAGAGCCUCCACCUCAACAUCUUCGUCCAACUAUCACCUUCAUCCCGUGUAUCGGCCUCCCUCUCCCAUGGCAACCCCCAAAAAUGGUAAAAGAAGGUCUCCAGAAGAGCCCUUUCACAAGUGGUAG